GCGCUCGCGUUGCCGCCUCAGUGCGUCCAUCCUGUGUCUCCAGCGAACAUGGCCCUGCCCGCUCGCGCUGUGCGUCGGCCGGCCUAACCUCGACAGCGAUCGCGUUGCCGAUGUCGCUCGGGCCCGUGCGUGCAGUGGAGUGACGGCGUGCCGCGGCGCCGAAGACCGUGCUCGUCGAGUGUGACAGUGUUACAGUGCUAGUGAUGUUACUGGGUACCAUGCAAGAGGACGGGCAAAUCCUGGCGCCCGGGAUGGCCGGCGGCAAGGUUCGCGCCACCGACUUCUCCAUCGCCGCCAUCAUGGCGAGGGGAUCGCGCGCCGCGCAGGCCCGGCCCGGCAGGAGUCCGCGGAAGAACACCGAUCGGAUAGCGCGGCGGGAGGCGCUGCGGGACUCUGGCGGGGCGGGGGUGGGCGCGCGGGGCGGGGCGUGCAGCGACGACGACCUGGCCUCCAACGAGGAGGACAUCGACGUGGACGCCGACUCGCCGUCGCCGUCCCCCAAGGCGGGCUCCGCCGCGCUGCGCAACAAGACGCACUGCAACUGCCCGGAGCUGCUGUCCGUCGACUGCCACCUCGAGACCAAGGAGCUGUGGGACAAGUUCCACGACCUCGGCACCGAGAUGAUCAUCACCAAGACCGGAAGACGCAUGUUCCCCACGCUGCGCGUGUCCUUCACGGGCGUGCGGCCGGAGCAGCGGUACGCCGUGCUCAUGGACAUCGUGCCCGUGGACCACAAGCGGUACCGGUACGCCUACCACCGGUCCAGCUGGCUGGUGGCGGGCAAGGCGGACCCGCCCGCGCCCAACCGCCUCUACGCGCACCCCGACUCGCCCUUCUCCGGCGAGCAGCUCCGCAAGCAGGUCGUGUCCUUCGAGAAGGUCAAGCUCACCAACAACGAGAUGGACAAAGGGAACGGCCAGAUCGUGCUCAACUCGAUGCACCGGUACCAGCCGCGCAUCCACCUGGUGAAGUGGCGCGAGCACUGCGGGACCAUCACGGACCUGGACCAGGAGGAGCACCGGACCUACGUCUUCACCGAGUCCGUCUUUACGGCCGUCACCGCCUACCAGAACCAGCUGAUCACCAAGCUGAAAAUCGACAGCAACCCGUUCGCCAAGGGCUUCAGGGACUCGUCUAGACUCACGGACUUCGACAGGGACCCGAUGGACGCCAUGUUCAUGGACCAGCACUUCCUGCGCGCGCCCAUGCGGCUGCUGUCGGAGCUGGACGCGGAGAACAACAACGCGUCGCUGUUCUCGGCCUCGCUGAUGGAGAAGGCGCGCACGCAGCUGCAGAUGUGGGGCCGCGCGGGCGGCGUCCCCGGCGGCGCGCCCUACUCGCCGGCCGAGCUGCACGCGCUGCUGCUGAGCGGCACGCCGCAGCUGUACGGCCGCAUGCCGCUGCCGCUGCCGCACCUGUGGGCCAGCGCGGCGGGCGCGUCGGGCAGCGUGGGGUGGUCGGGGCAGGGCAUGCCCGGGCUGCCGGCGGGGCUGCUGGGCCCGCCGCCGCCGCACAACCACGCGCCCUCGCCCGCGCACGCGAACGCGCACGCGCCGCGGCCGCCCAUCUUCCCCGGCAUGAGCCCCAUGCCGCAGCACGCGCAGCGCUUCCCCUACGGCCCCGGCGCGCCCGCCCCCAAGCCGCUGUCGCCGCCCGCCGUGUCGGCGCACUCGGCGCACGACCCCAGGACUUAA
Thrips palmi is the source of this 1694-nucleotide messenger RNA. Its product is annotated as T-box transcription factor TBX20-like. Gene Ontology annotation, cellular component: nucleus. The transcript has 8 exons. Gene Ontology annotation, biological process: cell fate specification; regulation of transcription by RNA polymerase II; heart development. The coding region runs from base 204 to 1694 and encodes 496 amino acids. The record is from RefSeq and is a predicted model, not a curated record. Gene Ontology annotation, molecular function: RNA polymerase II cis-regulatory region sequence-specific DNA binding; DNA-binding transcription factor activity, RNA polymerase II-specific. Lineage: Eukaryota; Metazoa; Arthropoda; Insecta; Thysanoptera; Thripidae.